CAGCAGCAGGGAGAGAGAGAGAGAGAGAGAGAGAGAGAGAGAGAGAGAGUGUGUGUGAGCGUGUGAGUGCGUGUGGGGGACAGACCUUCUCUCCAAUCUACCACCACGAACGGCUGUCUCCUCCACCUCCCCGCCCUCCUCCUCUUCCACCUCAGCAUUUCCUCCUCCUGUUUCUCGUCUCCUCCACCCUCUCGUCCCCUGCUCAAGUGCACGUUGGGUUGCGUCGCGUCGCGUUGGGCUCAGUUUGGUGCACACGAAGCCAAAAGGAAAGGACGACGGCGUGCGUGAGGGACUGGCUGUAUAUGUGCGUGUGCGUGCGUGUGCGUGGCUCCAACACCGCUUCUGCACCGCCUCUCACUCAGGCAGACGACUUUGCUCCUCCUCCUCCUCCUCCUCUUCCUCCUGUAGUUCCUCCCCGCCACCGCUGCGGAGGAGUCGUGCCUGGCGGACUCUCUCGCUUGGGAGGCUCCUGAUAAAGUCCCAGCCAGGACUGGUGAGCGGCGCCGCGGCAACACCAUGUCGUAGUGAGGGCACCAGCCGCAGUGCAGUGUUACUCUGAUCAGGCACCACACAGCCUCUCGGUGCCACUAAGUGUGGUGGUGGUGUGCGGCGGUGGUGGAGAGGCGGGUGGCGGCGGCCGUGCGCUGGUGGGGCCCAAGCGUCGUUCCUGCGGCGGUGUGGAGGUGUGGCGGCGGCGGUGGCGGUGGUGGACGGGGCGGGCGUGUGGUGGAGGCAGGGCGGGUGUAGCAAGGUGGAGGUGGUCUGGAGAAGCCUCCUCCCCACGUGGUCUGCGGCGAGGCGACUCAGGAUGAAGGUGACUCGAGACACGUCCUCCAGGUACGGUGGUAAACGGUGUGGGAGUGGAGGUGGAGGGGGCCCAGCAGCAGCAGCAGCAGCGGCAGCAGCGGCAGCAGCAGGAGGAGCUACCCUAGCAGUGAGGAGGUCCCCUCGGUACGCCACCCAGCAGUCCUCAGCCUCAGCUGCCGCAGUAGGCCGGCCCCGCAGGCACCACAGCAGGCCGCUGCACACCCACCACCACAACACUAAGCCAAAGGGUGGGAAGGGGGCCAGUGUGGGCAUCACCACCCAGGGCAGCACCACCACCAACAACGCCAGUCCCAAGGCAGACCAGAGUGGUGCCCCGGCCCUAGACACCAACCAGCAGCAGCAGCACGACACUGCUGCAGCAGCCAACAACCUUGCCACCAACAACGCUACCACCACUGGUCGUAGCCACGCCCACCUCCCCCACGACCACCACCAUCACCACCACAACAACCACGACAUACCUCCACCCUACUCCACCCGGUCCUCUGCUGCUGCUGCAGCUGCUGCUGCAGCUGUUGCCCACCACCACAAUCACCACCAUAACCACCACCACCACCACCACCACCACCACCCCAACCAGCGUCACAGCUCCCGAGGACCCCGACGUAACCGGAUGAGUAUGGGGCAAAAAGUUACAGGAGGGAUGAAGUCGGUGGGUCGGGGUGAGGGUGGUUCCUUACAACCCCGUCUCACCCGGGAGCUGGCUAUGUCCCCAGACUACACACGGCCCAAGCGGUUAGACCUUCUGCUGGACAUGCCCCCCGUGCCCCGUGAAGCCUCCCUCAAGCACGCCUGGAAUGCAGAAGACCGCUCUUUAAAUAUCUUUGUGAAGGAGGACGACAAGAUGACCUUCCACCGGCACCCAGUGGCCCAGAGCACCGACUGCAUCCGAGGGCGGGUGGGCUACACGCGGGGCCUCCACGUCUGGGAGAUCCACUGGUCCACCCGGCAACGUGGGACACAUGCAGUGGUGGGCGUGGCCACUGAUGAGGCACCCCUCCACUCUCAGGGUUAUCAGAGUCUGGUGGGUAGCAACGAUCAGUCAUGGGGCUGGGACUUAGGACGCAAUAAGUUAUAUCAUAAUGCAAAGCAAGGAAACUCUGGCAUUACAUAUCCUUCACUAUUAAACAAUGAUGAAACCUUUGUUGUGCCAGACAAAUUUUUUGUUGUCCUUGAUAUGGAUGAAGGGACUUUGGCAUUUGUGGUGGAAGGCCAGUAUUUGGGGGUGGCGUUCCGAGGGCUCAAGGGCAAGAAGCUGUACCCAAUUGUGUCGGCUGUUUGGGGUCACUGUGAAAUCACCAUCAGAUAUAUUGGAGGGCUGGACCCCGAACCGUUGCCACUAAUGGACCUGUGCCGGCGUGUGAUACGACAGGCAGUCGGGAAGCCUCGCCUCUCCAGGAUUGAGGAGCUGAACUUGCCUCCCUCAAUCACGCAGUACCUCCUGUACCAUGACCGCAGGUGAUAGUGUGAGGUGGGCAGCAGUCCUCACAUCCCUCCUGCAGCAGCGACUCUCCGCCCCGGCCCGUGGCCCCCGGCCCCAAGCCCCCAGCCCCCAGCCCAUGGCACUCCUGCCUUAGCCCAGGUCCCAGGGGUCAUACUGCAGUGUGCUGGGGCAGAUGAACUCCACCUCCACAGUAUCAGUUGUUUGAUAAUCAAAACAUUCUCUCUAUGGAGGUGUUUUUACUGAUGGAAUUAUGUGUGCCAUAUGGCAUGUUUAGUUUAUGAGCAUAAUUUUAUGCACUUGAUCGUUUCAUUACAGAAUAUUAGAUUUUGAAACAAUGUAGGCAGUUUCAUUUAGAUGGCCAUAACCAGAGGCCAGUGCAACAUCUGCUGGUAGCAGCAGUCAAGUGCAUACAUGAGACUCUUAGAUAUACAUUUGUGUAUGUGUGUUAGUGUGGCCACCAGCCAUUGUGAUAGACCAGACAGACCAGCGUGCCACCCUACUCCUCAGGAAUGGCCGGAAAUGGAGGCACUGAACAGGGCAGCAUGCGUGUCUUGCACAAACAUUGCACCAAGUUCCAGGACAAUCAGCAGUGAGAAAAGUGGUGGUAAUGCAAAAAAUGUACUUGAACAAUGUAUCUCCUUUUGGACUAAGUGUGGUGAGGAAGGCAAAAUGUGAUUUGUGAAUGAGAUCAAUGUGGUGGGUGGCAUGUAUUGAUAAAAGAAGCACUGCAGCAGCUGGCCUCCUAUCCCUCAUCCCAGUGUGGCAGGCUGAAGGGUGAAUCAUAAUGUCUUGCCCCUAGUCCUUACUCUAUUAAAUUUUGGGCUAUGCCAUGGAUGCUUCACUGUUUUAUGUAUUUUUUACUGUUAUUUAAGGUGGAAUAAAAUUGAAACCAGAAUACCUUGUCCAAUACCAGAUGAUGAGGCACUCCCAUCACUUGGGGCCAAGUGGUUACGACCACAACCCAGGACAGACUUCCUUAAUUGCCAGUUAUUUAAUUCAGUUCCAUCAUUGUACUGUAUGCUUAAGUAUUUUUAAAGUGCCAUUUGCAGUAAGACUUUGGUAGGACUGGCAAGGGCUCAACUCACCAGCAUGUCAUGGCAUCAAGAUCUACUGUUCUAGUGUGUUCUUAUACUCCAACAUCUCACCUAGUACGCAGCAUCUUUGUACAAAAAUAUUAAAUAUUAAUACAA
Messenger RNA from Scylla paramamosain (green mud crab), 3462 nucleotides. RefSeq names its product protein gustavus-like (gene gus). The transcript is spliced from 8 exons. Gene Ontology annotation, biological process: proteasome-mediated ubiquitin-dependent protein catabolic process. Gene Ontology annotation, molecular function: protein binding. Lineage: Eukaryota; Metazoa; Arthropoda; Malacostraca; Decapoda; Portunidae. The record is from RefSeq and is a predicted model, not a curated record. Gene Ontology annotation, cellular component: SCF ubiquitin ligase complex. Bases 809 to 2290 code for a protein of 493 amino acids.